CAUUGAACAUAAUCAACGGCGAUCAGUCAUCGUUCGCGUUCCGAGCGCGUUGGUUCGCGUUACUUGCACGUAAACAAAAAUAGCAAUAAAUAAAACAAAAAGACACAAAACUACAAAUGUAAACAUAAAGUUAAACUACAUAAACUUACAUGGAUUAUUAUUAGUAUUAUUAGUUUUAUUAGUAUCAAAAGAAAAAAAGAAAAUAAAAAAUAAAUAAAAACAUGAAUGAUUAAAAGUGUGAAUAAUAAUUAAUUAUUAUCAUGAGUGAAUUAUAUUAGUAUAUUAGUGGUGGAUCAUGUUACAACUGGAUUAAUAUUAAAAUAAACAACUUCAUGAUCACUUCUCAUCAGUCCUGUUUGAUAUUUACUGGAAAAUAUAGUUUAAGACGUUAAAAUGUUCAUGCACACCACAAACUACGAGCUCAUCGUGAUAAUAGCGAUACCCAUCACUCUCAUAGUCCAGUUUUGGACACUUGUAAUCUUCCACAAGAACAAAUCCAGAUGGCGCUCUUAUGACAUCCCUAUCGUCGCAAUUCUCGUCGAAUCCACGCUGCGUAAUCUCGCCGUUGCAACUUACAUAGCCCUACAAAAAAUCGAUGCUGCUCAUCGUCCUGCUUUCGACUAUUGUGACAUCUUUGCCUGGACAUUUAACUCCGCCCACACCUUCCACGCCAGUUGUUUGGCCACCCUGAGUGUCAUCGGCGUGUUUUCCGUGAAACUCUUCGGAAAACAAGAGAAUCUCCGGCAAUAUUUAACACCAACGCAUGUCAUUUACCACCUGUUUUGUUUAACCACUCUCUGCGCAUGCGUAGGCGUGGCGGCCAUCUUGGCAAAACCGGAAACAUAUGAAUUCACCGCUACUUUUGAUCUAAACACCUUCAAAGAGUGUGAUUUGUUGCCUUAUCAGUUGGAUAUCAAGUAUAAUGCAUUUAUUAUCAUCCUGCAUACUUUUCUGGCAUUGAUCGGCGUGAUUUCUUUAUUCUACGCAUGCGUGGUUUAUAUUAAAGUGAAGAGGAGAGGUGGUUUUGACUACAGGAAGAAAUCGACGAGUGAUUUGAGUGAGUUGAGCUUGUCAACGGCCACGAAUCGUACUGAUAAGAGUUAUUAUGAUACGUACACGAUUCAUCGGAAUAACAAUGGGUUUGGGUAUGAUGGUGCGUAUUCUACGAUGUGGAAGAGUGACUUCUCGCAAGUGAGCACUACGGUUAGCUCGACGAAUAGUCGACGGCCUCUGAAUGCUAUCAAGGAGAGGAAGAAGGACGAGUAUAAUGGCACUGGAUUGGAGACUAUCAAUCCUAUCUUGAUUGUGUGCUACUUGUUUUAUCAUUAUCCUGUAAUCGCAUUGUGUAUAUUCCCAAGUUUAAUCACUCCAUGGCCGAUCAGUAGCGUGAUUUUGUGGUUAGGUUUACUACAAGAUCUUUUAAUACCGAUUUCCUUGGGGAUUGUUGAUUCAAGAUUCAAUAAUUGGGUGUCACGGGUCUACAGAUGCACAGAGAAGCGACACAUUGAAGGAAAACUCCCUCAUAUGGGUUUAGAUGGAAAAUUCCGCCAUUUUUCAACCUCUCAACCACAGAGUCUUGAAAUCAACCAGAUGCAUCCCCUGAGAUGUUACCCAACAACCACAACAACAAAUUCUAAUAAUAUAAACAACCUAAACAUAAAUUCGAUGAAUUCCACGACUGAAACAGCUCAUAAAUUCCCGAUUACGAAUGGUUCUUUAUAUACAAGUAUCGAUGGACGUGUUCCUGUCAUACAUAACUACAGAAGACAUCAUAAUGAUCAACGAAACAACACAACAGUUGGAAUUAACGCUAUAAACUUAAAUUUACACUCUGCUAAUUUGCAAUCAAGACCUAGAAUGCAGGAAUUGAAAGAGAAUCGUUUAGUAAAUAACAAUUUCUGUCAAAACUAUUCAUUUCCUAGUGUUAAUGUUAAAUCUCUGCCUUCUUCGUCUAAUUCUUCGAUGAACAACGAAUUAUUACAUCAGAAUCAUUACCAACUACCGCAUCAACAUCUACAGCAACCCACACAGCAUAAUCAUGGAUUAUUAAAGCCUUAUCUUAAGCAUGUGAGCUUAAGUCAGAAUUCUCUACGUCAGAUACCUUUAGGUAAUGAAGAAGCAACGAAAAUCCGCUCUAAAAGUUAUGAAUCUUUGAAUGAGUUAACCACUGAGAGUAAAUCAUCACAGGAAAGGCUGCAGUUGAAGCCUGGACAACAUUCUGAUGAUGAAGAUGAUGAAUAUCAGGAUUAUGACAGUUCAUCUUCUUCGUUUUCUAUCACGACUGAAGCCAAUGGAGAUUUUGAGUUUUUCCAUAAAACUACAAACAAUACAAAUGUUAAUCAACUACCAGAUACAAGAAAAUUUACUCGUGGAGAGUUUAGAGCUUCAGAGAAUAAAAAUAACUUGAAUGAAUUCAAGAUAAAGAGGUCUAAUUCAAAGAGAUCACUGGAAAACCUGCAGGCUUAUAUAGAUGAGGAUUAUUUUAGUCAGCAGGAGACUUUGCAGCGGAGUUGUUCGAUGAUGAGUGCUGAGAAGUCGUUGUCUGCUGAGUUUUUGAAUGAGAAUGCCCGAGAAGCUAACUUUUUGGACGUUGAAUGGAGUCCUGUGAAAGGAUAUGCGAAUGCAAGUCAUAAUCAAGGUCAAUUGCAUGCUAAUCAUAAUCAUAAUCACCAGUUCUAUGCUGGGAGUGUACCAGACUUGAAGAAGAUUUUCAUUUCGGAAUAUCUUUAAGGUAAAGCUGUUUUUUGUUUGUAUUACUGCCAAAUAUUGGAGGUUAUGACCAAUUAUUACCCAAUACCCUAAUCAUGUAUAGACUAUAUUUAACAUUUUCGUAUGUUGUAAUAAUUAUAAGUUGUAUGUGGGUCAUAUUGACUUGUCCGUGGAUGUUUAUUGAUAGUUUUCACAUUUCUCAUAAUUGUAGUGUGUAUUUAAACGUUUUUGUAAUGUUUUUGUAACGUUUGCCGUUUUGAUGUUGAAUGUUUUUUAUGUGUAAAUAAUUAGAGAGUAGAGUAGAAAUGUUUGUAUAUUGUUGUUUUGCAAGGAAUGUACAAGAUGUUAACAUGUGUUACGAAUAUAACUUUAUAUGCAGUAUA
Dalotia coriaria is the source of this 3092-nucleotide messenger RNA. RefSeq lists its product as uncharacterized. NCBI's taxonomy places the organism in Eukaryota, Metazoa, Arthropoda, Insecta, Coleoptera, Staphylinidae. The record is from RefSeq and is a predicted model, not a curated record. The transcript is spliced from 4 exons. The coding region runs from base 394 to 2730 and encodes 778 amino acids.